AUGGACAGCGAUGAACAUUUACUGCACUUUAAAGGCUUUAAUUUUGUACGAUCCAUGGUUGAUACAGACUUCCUAGAGAAUCUAGAGGAUUUUGAAAUUAGAGAUGAUGAUGUCUUCAUAGUCACAUACCCCAAAUCUGGUACCAUCUGGACUCAGCAGAUACUAUGUUUGAUUUAUUUUGAGAAACAUCGCAAACAAAUUGAAAAUGUGGAAACAGCUGACUUAGCUCCCUUCCUGGAAUACAACAUACGCAAGGUGGACUUCACCAAGAGACCCUCCCCUCGCAUUUUCGGUUCUCAUCUGCCGUAUUAUUUAGUACCAAAUGGUCUCAAGAACAAAAGAGCUAAAAUUGUUUACAUAUACAGAAACCCCAAGGAUAUUGUUACCUCAUAUUUUCAUUUUUCAAAUUUUCUGUUUACAUUACACGGAUAUGAAAAUAUGGACGCUCUCUUGCAAAAUUUUCUAGAUGGAAAAGUUAUAGGAAGCAUUUGGUUUGAUCACAUCAAAGACUGGUAUGAACACAGACAUAAAUUUAAUAUUCUGUUUGUGUCAUAUGAGGAAAUGAAGAAGGAUCUCAAAACUUCUGUGCAAAAAAUCUGCAACUUUCUUGGGAAAGAACUCAGUGAAGAUGACUUGGAUGCUGUUGUGAGACAAGCUACAUUUGACAAUAUGAAAUCUGAUCCACGAGCAAAUUGUGAAAAUAUAAUCAAAAAUGAAGUUGGGACAAAAAGUGAGGGCCAUUUUCUACGCAAAGGUACCAUUGGUGAUUGGAAAAACCAUUUCACUGUGGCGCAAAGUGAAAGAUUUGACAUGAUAUUCCAAAGGAAGAUGAAAGACAUACCAUUGAAGUUCAUGUGGGACAUAAAUGAGUAG
Molecule: messenger RNA, 873 nt
Organism: Sorex araneus (European shrew)
Lineage: Eukaryota; Metazoa; Chordata; Mammalia; Eulipotyphla; Soricidae
Product: amine sulfotransferase-like
Exons: 6
Coding region: 1-873 (290 amino acids)
Biological process (GO): sulfation
Cellular component (GO): cytoplasm
Molecular function (GO): sulfotransferase activity
Source: RefSeq, a predicted model, not a curated record